ACACAGUCAACAUGGCGCCGAAGCAACGUGGGAAAACGGCGUCUUCGUCGAAGACGGCGGAUAAACGUGAAGACCACGCGGAGAACAUGGGUCUGUUCCUGGAGUCCAGUGACGACGAGGCUCCGGAGGAGCUGACGUUCGAGGAGUCGAAGCUCGCGGCUCUGCGCUGCUUGAAGGAGGCGCUGGACUCCGCCAGGAGGGAGAAGGAGGUGCUCAAAGAGAAGAGGAGGAGGAGACAGGAGCUGUUCCAAGAGCAGAAGAAGCGAAAACUGUUACCGGCCGACGUGUUGGAGGAGAUCGACGACUCGACCGCCAAGAAACAGAAGCCGUCUGAACACGAAGGUGAAGAGCAGCAGAAGAAGAAGAAGAAGCAAAAGAAGAAGAGUGGGAAGUUGGCGCAUAUACGAAAUCUGAAGGGAAACUACAAGGUGGUGACUGUGAAGGAGCCGGCGUCGGCGACCUUCCAGCAGCAGGCGGCCGAGGCCUUCAUCCAGUCCCGGCUCUACGGACCAGGCAGCGGCCGGACCACAAACAACGAGCUGCUCUCCCUCCAGAACAAGAAGGGGAAGAAUAAAAGUGCAGCUGUGCAGUUUGUCAAGAAAGACUGGGCCUCUAAAGAAAGAGCCAAAGCAGAGAAGCUGAAGAAGAGGUGGCUCCUCAAGCAGCAGAUUCCCUCCGGCUGACCGCCGGCACCAGAACCCUCAGCGCUUCUCUGCACCAGCUGCUCGUGGAUUUAAAGGGGACACAGAACAUUGCUGAAGUCACAGGAAACCAAGGGAAGGACGUGGUUUAAAGUCCUGCUGGGAUUCAGGCUGGACUUAAUGUGGAGACAGUAGCAGGACAAUGUGCAGCUGAAUGAGGGGGGGGGGCAAGAUUACACCAGAACAAAAGUCCUGGGACAGACGGAGAAUCGGAGCCUUAACCCAUAAACCCUGAGGCUCUCACCUGAAGUUUCUGAAAGAGCAGAACUCACGAAGAAACAGUCAUUUGUAUCUGUGCUGAUGAAAAACUUGUUUUCAGAACAUUAAUUUUUUUCUUUGCUUCCAGUUUAAUCGCUCUAUGAAUAAAUACUUGUAACAGUAUCUCAUAUUUGAUCAAAUCCAAAGUAAACACUUGAGUGGACACACGUCUUCAAAUGAUGAAACCAAGCCGACUAUUAAUAUGCAAUGAUCUAUUUAGCGCUAAGACGAUAGAGAACGUGUCAGAAGGAUGUGGAUGUUUGGGGCCAGAUACCGAUUAUAUGUCAAGAUUAAUAUAUUUAUAUAUUGAAAAACAUUCUCAAUGAUUGGGACGAUGUCGUUAUCAAACUCUUAUGAACAAGAAAUAUAUCAAAGGCUAGAUGUUUUACAGAUUAACCACACUUCAUUAUAAAUAAUUAAAAAUAGAUCCAAAGAUAUAGAACUUGAAUUAAAAAGUAUAUGAAAAGAAAUACUCAUCUUUUCUGCCUUGUGAGCUAUAUUGAUUAUUUACAAUAUGUAAGAAGAAUGAAUAGGACCCAGUAGAGCUCAGACCUCCGAGACCCAACUGUCUGUUCUCAUUCAUAUUAAUCUGUUGGACCAGUCGGAAAAUUGUUAUUGACAACUACAUAACGACAUAUUUUACAGCUGGUGGAAGUGUUUCUGUGCUUUGUUCUGACAAGUGAAAGUUUUCACAUCAGUCAUAAACGCCACGGACUCUUCUGUGAUUUGAUCUUCGAUGUCAGAGAUAUGUGUUUACUUUGUUAAAGGAGCCAGCGUUCACAAACACUGAGGUCAAAUGAAUAAAACUGCAGAUGGCUUUACAACA
Messenger RNA from Pleuronectes platessa (European plaice), 1785 nucleotides. RefSeq names its product nucleolar protein 7 (gene nol7). Gene Ontology annotation, molecular function: RNA binding. The record is from RefSeq and is a predicted model, not a curated record. The transcript has 8 exons. The coding region runs from base 12 to 683 and encodes 223 amino acids. Lineage: Eukaryota; Metazoa; Chordata; Actinopteri; Pleuronectiformes; Pleuronectidae. Gene Ontology annotation, cellular component: nucleus.